Messenger RNA from Phymastichus coffea, 1222 nucleotides. Its product is annotated as enoyl-CoA hydratase domain-containing protein 3, mitochondrial. NCBI's taxonomy places the organism in Eukaryota, Metazoa, Arthropoda, Insecta, Hymenoptera, Eulophidae. The transcript has 6 exons. Bases 305 to 1093 code for a protein of 262 amino acids. Gene Ontology annotation, molecular function: hydro-lyase activity. The record is from RefSeq and is a predicted model, not a curated record. Gene Ontology annotation, cellular component: mitochondrion.
GAUCAAAACAAGGUUCGACUUCGCACGCGCGAGCCUCCGCUGCAUUCGGUUCUCGCGACAAAGGCGCAGGGGCUUUGCCGCUGGUCGACGGCCCUGUACUGGCGGCGCCGUCCGAACAGCUGAUAAUCAAGCGCACUCGCGUAGUCGCCGCAAGGACGCACAGCACGGCGAACGAUCGACGAGUCGCAGCCGAGCAUGGCCUUGAUCAACCGUAGCCGCGUCUUCGGCGACCUUCUGCAGGUGGGACGAUCUAUUACAAGGCCGUUCGCCGUCAGCAGGGCGACGCACUCGCGGCACGAGAGUUAUGUGGAAACCAGCGAAGCUCAUGGGGUUUGUGAGGAGAAUAAUGUUGAAUCAUCCGAGGACGAGAAAUUCGCUGUCGCUGGAAAUGAUGGGCGCUCUGUUGCAAAGCCUCGCAACAGACUCUGAGAACCAAAGUCUUCGCUCGAUCGUCAUCUCUGCUGCGCCUGGCCAGAUAUUCUCAGCUGGGCACAACUUGAAAGAGCUGAGAUCGAGUGACGGCGAGGACCACCAUCGCUCAGUGUUUGAAACGGCUGCUCUGUUGAUGAAAGCAAUAUCGGACAGUCCGGUGCCAGUAAUCGCUGCAGUCGACGGUCUAGCAGCUGCUGCCGGUUGUCAGUUGGUUGCUGCCUGCGACAUUGUCGUUUGCACGGAGAGAAGCAGCUUUUCCACCCCAGGGGCAAACUUUGGCAUAUUUUGCUCCACGCCGGGUAUCCCGCUGGUCCGAAACGUUCCUAGAAAAGUGGCGGCUCACAUGCUUUUCACAGGGCUUCCUAUCACAGCGAUUCAAGCUUUCCAGGCCGGUUUGGUCAGCAAGUUAGUGCCAAACGAUGGUCUUGAACAAGAAGUCAAGAUAAUCACCGAUGCUGUCAAUGAAAAAAGUCGGUCAGUAGUGAGACUCGGUAAAAGGUUCAUCCAGGAACAGCAAGAAGUAGACAUGGAUACAGCUUAUUCUCUCGGUACCGAGAUUAUGGUUAAUAACUUGAAAUUGAAAGAUGCUCAAGAAGGCAUCAAGAGUUUCAGUGAAAAACGAAAACCAUCGUGGUCUCACGAUUAUGAGAAAGCAUCCUAGUAUUAAUUAUUAAUUUCAUAAAUAAUCAUUUUGAAAUACUUGUAAAAAUGUAUAUACUAAUAUUCACAUGUUUUUUAUAAGUAAGGCAUGUCUUUUUAAAAAUUAUUAUUAAAAAGGUUCUUAUAUGAA